GCUACUGGCUACGUAUAAAGCUGGCUGCGACACAGAGGUUUUCGAGGUGUUUACCCCCCAGGUGUCUCUUCUUCGCAUCCCGGCGUCCGGCGGCUUUGCAUCCAAACCUCCUGGAGUAGUUCGAAUUUUCGAUUUUCUUCAGUGAAAUAACAACUCGCAGCCAUGACUCUGAUUUCUGAGCCGAGCUUCAGUGCCUACUCAUGGGCCAGUCAAGGCGGCUUCGGCAACCAGACAGUGGUCGACAAGGUGCCGCCAGAGAUGCUGUACAUGGUGGAUGCCCACUGGUACCAGUUCCCACCCAUGAACCCCCUGUGGCACUCUCUAUUAGGGUUUGCCAUGGUGGUGCUAGGGUUCAUCAGUGUCAUGGGUAACGGAAUGGUUGUCUACAUCUUCUCUUGCACCAAGGGCCUGAGGUCACCCUCCAACCUCCUGGUCGUCAACCUUGCCUUCUCUGACUUUCUUAUGAUGUUCACAAUGUCGCCGCCUAUGGUUCUAAAUUGUUACUACGAAACCUGGGUUCUUGGACCUUUCAUGUGCGAGCUCUACGCCAUGUUGGGAUCCGUCUUCGGCUGCACAUCCAUCUGGACCAUGGUUAUGAUCGCCAACGACAGAUACAACGUCAUCGUCAAGGGUUUGUCUGCCAAGCCCAUGACCAUCAAGACAGCUUUGGCCAGGAUUCUGUUCUGCUGGGCUCACUCCCUCAUCUGGUGUCUCGCCCCCUUCUUGGGAUGGGGAAGGUACGUACCUGAGGGCAACAUGACUGCCUGCGGAACUGACUACCUGACCAACGACUGGCUCAGCAAGAGCUACAUCCUCGUGUACUCACUCUUCUGCUACUUCAUGCCUCUCUUCUUGAUCAUCUACUCCUACUGGUUCAUCGUGCAGGCUGUCUCAGCCCACGAGAAGAGCAUGAGGGAGCAGGCCAAGAAGAUGAACGUCGCCUCCCUGAGGUCUUCCCAGGACGCUAGCACCAGCGCUGAGCACAAGCUCGCCAAGGUGGCUCUAAUGACCAUCUCUCUGUGGUUCAUGGCAUGGACUCCAUACCUGGUGAUCAACUACGCCGGAAUCUUCCAGGCGCUGACCAUCAGCCCCAUCUUCACCAUCUGGGGAAGCGUCUUCGCUAAGGCCAACGCUUGCUACAACCCAAUCGUGUAUGCCAUCAGCCACCCCAAAUACCGGGCUGCACUCAACAAGAAGUUCCCCAGCCUGGUGUGUGGAGUGCCCGAGCCAGUGUCCAGCGAUGGAGCGUCCGUCGCCUCUGGAGCGACCACACUUACCGAGGACAAGUCUGCUGCUGCGUAAACGCUUGGCUCACCGACUCUUGCCUCUCCUCACCUUGUACAAUUAUGUUACCGGCCUUUUUCUAUAAAUAAACAUCCUAGCAAGUUA
Macrosteles quadrilineatus (aster leafhopper) is the source of this 1389-nucleotide messenger RNA. Its product is annotated as rhodopsin-like. The record is from RefSeq and is a predicted model, not a curated record. Gene Ontology annotation, cellular component: membrane. The transcript has 10 exons. Gene Ontology annotation, biological process: visual perception; phototransduction; G protein-coupled receptor signaling pathway. NCBI's taxonomy places the organism in Eukaryota, Metazoa, Arthropoda, Insecta, Hemiptera, Cicadellidae. Gene Ontology annotation, molecular function: G protein-coupled receptor activity. The coding region runs from base 163 to 1302 and encodes 379 amino acids.